GAGCGCGGACGAGGCUGUCUGUGAGACGGCCUGCAGCCGCCGCUGCUUCUCGGCGCGCGGGCGCGCUCUGACCCUUCCUUUUUGGACUGCCUCGCGGGCGCAUGCACGGUCGGCGUCCCCGGGCCUCAAACUCCAGGGCCUCGCCGGGCAGGCCGCGGAUCGCCCACCCCUUCCCCCAGUGUGAAUCCGCCGGGACCCGGCCGCCGCCAAGCGCGGGCGCCACAGGAGCGGCGGCGCCAAAGCCGCGCCCCAGGCUCGGAAGAACCGCCCUGAGUGGCAGCCUCGUCCUCUGCAGCCGAGCGGCGGAUGUUCUUUUAAAGAAUUAUUGAAAACGAAGUUUUUUUUUAAUGGCUUUACAGAAUUUUAAAUCGAAUACAAUUUGACAUGACGGCAAAAAAUGUUGGUUUGACUUCUACAAAUGCAGAACUGAGAGGAUUUAUAGACCAGAAUCUCAGUCCAACAAAAGGUAACAUUUCAUUUGUUGCAUUUCCAGUUUCCAGCACCAACUCACCAACAAAGAUUUUACCAAAAACCUUAGGACCAAUAAAUGUGAAUGUUGGACCCCAAAUGAUUAUAAGCACACCACAGAGACUAACCAGUUCAGGAAGUGUUCUGAUUGGGAGUCCAUAUACCCCUGCACCAGCAAUGGUUACUCAGACACACAUAGCAGAAGCUACCGGCUGGGUCCCAGGUGAUAGAAAACGAGCUAGAGAAUUUAUAGAUUCUGAUUUUUCAGAAAGUAAACGAAGCAAAAAAGGAGAUAAAAAUGGAAAAGGUUUGAGACAUUUUUCCAUGAAAGUGUGUGAGAAAGUUCAGCGGAAAGGUACAACGUCAUAUAAUGAAGUGGCUGAUGAGCUGGUAUCAGAGUUCACCAAUUCAAAUAACCAUUUGGCCGCUGAUUCGCAGGCUUAUGACCAGAAGAAUAUUAGGAGAAGAGUUUAUGAUGCUUUAAAUGUGUUAAUGGCAAUGAACAUAAUUUCAAAAGAAAAAAAAGAAAUCAAGUGGAUUGGCCUGCCUACCAAUUCUGCUCAGGAAUGUCAAAAUCUUGAGAUAGAGAAGCAGAGGAGGAUAGAACGGAUAAAGCAGAAGCGGGCCCAGCUGCAAGAACUUCUCCUGCAGCAAAUCGCUUUCAAAAACCUGGUUCAGAGAAAUCGGCAAAAUGAACAGCAGAACCAGGGUCCUCCAGCUCUGAACUCCACCAUUCAGCUGCCAUUUAUAAUCAUCAAUACAAGCAGAAAAACAGUCAUAGAUUGCAGCAUCUCCAGUGACAAGUUUGAAUAUCUUUUUAAUUUUGACAACACCUUUGAGAUCCAUGAUGACAUAGAAGUACUGAAGCGGAUGGGAAUGUCCUUUGGCCUGGAGUCAGGCAAAUGCUCUCUGGAGGAUCUGAAACUUGCUAAAUCACUGGUGCCAAAGGCCUUAGAAGGUUAUAUCACAGAUAUCUCCACAGGACCUUCCUGGUUAAAUCAGGGACUACUUUUGAACUCGACUCAAUCAGUUUCAAAUUUAGACCUGACCACUGGUGCCACCUUGUCACAAUCAAGUGCUAGCUCCUCUUACUGCUGCUGAACCCAGAGCCACCACCAGCCUUCCCAGCUUUCUGGCCUGUCAGAAGGUCUUCAUCUGCUGUUACUGUGGACGACAGCCAGAUGCCUGCCAGCUCCCAGAACGCUGCCCGCUCCACCUUCCUUAUGAGAGAACCUUCCAGCUCCUUGCUAAAACUUGUUUCUUGAAAUCCUCUCUGAGUAUAAAAUGUACUGUGGUGAAGACCUGUAUCAGAGUGGGUGAAACCACUCCCACUUCAGGCAAAAUCAAGUUUGUCAGAAGCACUAGUUCACUUUCAUACAUGUCACUUUCUGACAUUUCUGCCACAGGGCACAGUGACUAUCACCUAAUCACUUCUUGCUCACUUGCUUAUCUCCCGCCUUGCUCAAGAGGCCUGUGGGAAGACUAGGAGGUUAGUUUUCUUUCAUACCCUACCACUUGGCCACAGUUCCCAACAAGCCAGAACUCAAUGAGAAAUUUGAGAAGAAUGUACACGAAGCUCGGAUAUGACAGCCCUGGAGGUUACCACGUCCACUGGGAUGAUUUUCAGAUACUGCUAAAGUGUAAAUAGACUUGUUUUCACACCUCCAGUGAAUGAAGAUUUGUGGUUCUUCCAUCUGAACACACACAAAAAAGUGCUUGCAUAGGAUGUGUUUUUAAAACCUCUCGGUAUUGUCUGCUUUUGUGAUGUGUCCCUAGAGGAGAGACAAGGCCUUUCCCUGCAGGGGAGAGGCCAGUGUUUCUGCAGGAUGGGGUUCAACCUACCUACGAUCUAAAAGAUGAACAGUGUGCUCAAGUUUCAUCAACAUUUGGUUUAAAAAUCACUAUUAAGGGACACCUGGGUGGCUCAGUGGGUUAAUC
Neogale vison (American mink) is the source of this 2406-nucleotide messenger RNA. It is a transcript of the gene TFDP2, whose product is annotated as transcription factor Dp-2. Gene Ontology annotation, molecular function: RNA polymerase II transcription regulatory region sequence-specific DNA binding; DNA-binding transcription factor activity, RNA polymerase II-specific. Gene Ontology annotation, cellular component: nucleus; transcription regulator complex. Bases 385 to 1569 code for a protein of 394 amino acids. Gene Ontology annotation, biological process: regulation of cell cycle; regulation of transcription by RNA polymerase II. NCBI's taxonomy places the organism in Eukaryota, Metazoa, Chordata, Mammalia, Carnivora, Mustelidae. The record is from RefSeq and is a predicted model, not a curated record. The transcript has 13 exons.